This is a messenger RNA of Anguilla anguilla (European eel), 2241 nucleotides long. RefSeq names its product sestrin 2 (gene sesn2). Gene Ontology annotation, molecular function: L-leucine binding; oxidoreductase activity, acting on peroxide as acceptor. Gene Ontology annotation, cellular component: nucleus. The record is from RefSeq and is a predicted model, not a curated record. The transcript is spliced from 10 exons. NCBI's taxonomy places the organism in Eukaryota, Metazoa, Chordata, Actinopteri, Anguilliformes, Anguillidae. Bases 512 to 2176 code for a protein of 554 amino acids. Gene Ontology annotation, biological process: regulation of response to reactive oxygen species; cellular response to leucine starvation; cellular response to L-leucine.
UGACCGGAACUCGCUUUAAAUGUAUGCAAUGCUAGUGAAAAUGAGAGAAGACCGAAUUGGAUUUAGCUUGCAGUCUGACAAAUCUGUCACUUAUGACCUCCCUUCCUCGAUAUUCGUUUGCAUUUGCAAAUCGAACAUACUGGUGGAUUCAUCAUGCUAGCGGAACUUUGUCUUUAAUGUAGCUUCGACUGACGCCAACUGAAGCCAGAUAGCUUAUACGAAGAAACUGAACAGGAGACAAUAUGCCCCAUUGGGUGAAAGCAUUCGAAUCGUCUCGACAUAAAUUUAUACGACUCGAAAAGUACCUCUUAGAUUUUUUGCUAAUACUAUAGCUGCUUGUUGGAUUAAACCAUACGGGCUGAUAACGUUUUCUAAUUCAGCUUGGAAAAGUGAGGAAGACACCGCUCGCGAACUUUGGAAGGUUUAGCUAAAGCCUGGGUCCGAGCACUUAGGCAGUUAGCUCGGCAGGGUAGUACUAGCAAUUUAUACGGAUCGCACUAGCUGGCUAGAUAUGUUGGAUAUGACACCGGUACUAUCAGCCUCGGGGUGGGACCGAAGCCGGGAACAUGAUAAUGAAGACCAGGAUUGUGAGUGCCCCCAAUCGAAAUCCGAAACUGUGAAUAAAUCUAGAAAAUUCUAUCGCCUGUGCAGUAGAGACGAGAAGGAGCGAGCUGCGGCUUUGGAGGCACUUACGAAGAGCGUCCUGUCGAGUUUGGGCCAGCAUGGCGAUUCGGCUAGAAUCGACGAAGACACCCUUUUACAACUGCUCCAGGUGGCCAAGACUUGCCCUUUUCCGGACAUAAGGGAAAGAGCAGCAGAACUCCUAAAAACCGCACAGGACCAUGGAGUUGAUAUUCCCCAGCCUCUGGCCUCUGGACCUAGUGCCUUCAUCCCAACAGAGGAGAUUCUGGAGCAGGGCGGGGACCAGCCAGUGCUUAUGGAGGCCUUUCUGUCCAUGGGGCGCGUGGACCAUGUGACCAUGGUGAUGGCGCUUCACCCUGCCUACCUGAGCUGUUUCCUGCGCACCCAGCAGGCCCUGCUGCAGUUCGACGGGCCCUUGCCCUGCCACUGGAGGCACUACAUCGUCAUCAUGGCGGCCGCCCGUCACCACUGCUCGUACCUGGUGCAGCUGCACCGCUGCUGGUUCCUGCAGGCGGGCGGGGACGAGAGCUGGCUGCAGGGUCUGCACUGCGCCCCGCCCAAACUGCGCCGGCUCGGCCCCAUCAAUAAGCUGCUGGCUCACCGGCCUUGGCUGCUCAGUCCUGAGCACAUACAGGAGUUGGUAUCUCCCGGGAGUGAGGACCGCUGGUCCCUGGCUGAACUGAUCCAGGCCGUGGUCCUGCUGGCCCACUCCCAUUCCCUCUCCUCGUUUGUGUGGGGGUGCGGGGUCAAUCCCGAGCCCGACCACAUGGCGGGACACGCCUUCCAGCCGCCGUCGCCCUCCGCCCGCCCCUCCCACAGCCCCAUGCCGGAAGACGCCGCCAGCCGGACGGGGGGUUCAGAUGCGGUCACUGAGGUGGAGGUCCUGAUGAAGAGAAUGCAGCUUCUGCAGCAGCAGGAGGAAGAGUUCAGCCAGGAGGAAAUGGUGACCCGCUUUGAGAAGGAGAGGCGCGAGUGUCUGCUGGUCACGCCGUGUGAUGAACGCCCACGCACCCUCCCGGACAGCGUGUCCCGUUUCGUGGAGGACGCUGGUUAUGGCUAUCAGGACUUCGCCCCCCGCGGGGAACAGGCCCCCGCCACCAUGCGCACCCAGGACUACUCGUGGGAGGACCACGGCUUCUCCCUGAUGAACCGCCUGUACCCGGAAAUGGGCCAGCUGCUCGAUGAGAAGUUCCAGGUGGUGCUGGGCCUGACGUACCACACCAUGGCCAUGCACCGCGACGUGGACACCUUCAUGCUCCGCAAGGCCGUGUGGAACUACAUCCACUGCGUCUACGGCAUCCGGUACGACGACUACGAUUACGGCGACGUGAACCAGCUGCUGGAGCGCAGCCUGAAGGUGUACAUUAAGACGGUGGCCUGCUACCCGGAGAAGACCACGCGCAGGAUGUACAGCGGCUUCUGGAGGCAGUUCCGCCACUCUGAGAAGGUGCACGUGAACCUGCUGCUCCUGGAGGCCCGGCUGCAGGCGGCGCUGCAGUACGCGCUGCGGGCCAUCGGCCGCUACAUGACGUGAUGGCGGGACGCCCGCCUCGGCCGCGACCUUCGCGCCCGACGCGCCGAUCAAGCCGGGGGGACCCA